Penicillium daleae is the source of this 885-nucleotide messenger RNA. RefSeq lists its product as uncharacterized. The transcript has a single exon. The coding region runs from base 1 to 885 and encodes 294 amino acids. Lineage: Eukaryota; Fungi; Ascomycota; Eurotiomycetes; Eurotiales; Aspergillaceae. The record is from RefSeq and is a predicted model, not a curated record.
AUGCCUGCAACGAAAACUGCUGUGUCCCCACCGGAGGAAUUCCUCUUCGACUUUGACUGGGCCGAGGACGUCGAGAAUGAGCUUCAAAACCAAGUAUCCGAUGACUGGGACCUGUGCCACGACUCCGAGGAACUCCCUAGCAGUGAGCUCUUGGAUGAUUCAAUUGAUAGUUCAAGUGAAGACGAAUCUACGGAGGAUGCCGAGUCCGUCACCGAGGACGAUUCUGUCGAGACUGAUGUAACUGUUGUAAGCAUUCCACCAACCGGGGAAGUUAGUCCGGUGGAACAGCUUCGUCAAGGAGUCACCGAGGAAUUUCGUGGACGUGAGUCCGCCGUGGCUCGUGACGAAAAUAUUCAUCACUAUAACUGGUCUGGAUAUCCUGUGUACAAAUCAAGCUCAACAACCGCCGCCGAAUCGCUUGCUAUCAUUUUCAGUGGUCCCAAAGUUCCAAAAGAGAACGACAAUCUGCGAAUUACUAGCAUUCUCCGUCGGGCCUACCGAUACAUUGACCCUGUCAUGGUAAGUUUGGAGAGAACUAGUAAAGGUCUGUUCCAGUAUCGAGGCUCUAGCUUACAAAACGCAGCAACGGGUCACGUCUUCAAGUUCUACACACCUCAUGGGCGGUGGAUUGUAGAUUCACACUCCUCCGGCUCUGAGAGGUUAUGCGUGGAUACAGGUGUCGUGGGUGUAUACCUCAGUCCUCACUUCGCAAUUGGAAACGAUUUUGUGAGCCCCAGUUUGAUCCCCAAUAUAUUGAACUGGCAAUCGGCUUAUCAUGAAAUCGCAAAAUCUCGGAAACGCUCAUCAUUGCCCAAGAAAAACACCUGGGGUCGGCUUCCACCAUCUCCUCUUCGACAGUCCAUGACAGUUUCAGAUGAUGUUUAG